AUGGGUGAAGAAUCACAAAUGCAAGGUGAAAAUUUGUUAGCCCACGAUGAGUAUUUGUAUACGAAUGAAUAUGGUAUCCCUCCUCCAAGACAGGAGAACGUUACGGAAUUAAGUCGCUAUUUAAAUGAUUUAAGAAAUGCCCUCAAUGAGAAAAAUUAUUUUUUCCAGAGGCAUGAGUUGGAACAAAGCCUUGAACGAAUUGCUUUACGAAACCGAGAAAUGAAUGUUCAAAACGAAGAGUAUGAAAGAACUGUCAUUCAUUUUACAAAUAAUAUGCGUGCACUUGAACAAUUACGUGCGAUCGAAAGCCGCUUGAACCACUACAGAAAUGAAGAGGAAACAAAUAACAGUCAACCUCCACAAUGGUUUGUCAAUUUUUUAAAUGAUCCUAAUGGUGGGUUCCUCUCUCUGAAACAGGGAGUAGGUUCCCUAAGGCAGGAAGUAGGUUCCCUAAGGCAGGAAGUAGGUUCCAUAAGGCAGGAAGUGGUCUUAAUGGAACAACGACAAAAUUUGCGAUUCGAUGGAAUAGAUCAAAAGCUGAAUAAACAGGAGUAUCGAUACUAUAGAUUGCACAACAUUCAGAUGAGGUCUUUAGGGAAAUCGAUUGAUAUUGUUCCAUAUUUAAAUGGUCAAUUACCGGACAUUGAUUUACCGCGAAUUUAUUCAAUUGAAGAUAUAGAGAGGUUAACAAAAGACCAAUGUACUAGGUAUCUCAACGGUUACGGAAUUCGAUUUGGGCCGAACGAGACGAUAAAGUUGAAAGAGCGUAUUCGUGAUGCCGUUGGGUUACACUCUGUUACAGAUGCCGAGUUUCGUUUUUCUGCAUUCUACUAA
This is a messenger RNA of Schizosaccharomyces osmophilus, 834 nucleotides long. RefSeq names its product cell surface glycoprotein. NCBI's taxonomy places the organism in Eukaryota, Fungi, Ascomycota, Schizosaccharomycetes, Schizosaccharomycetales, Schizosaccharomycetaceae. The coding region runs from base 1 to 834 and encodes 277 amino acids. The transcript has a single exon. The record is from RefSeq and is a predicted model, not a curated record.